GGCGGCGGCGGGAGCGGCUGGGACGGGCCCGGGGCCUGGCGGAGGUGGAAGCGGAGGAAGCGAUGUGAGAGGCCAGCGCCCAGGCCAAAGGCCAAUGAUGCUGCUAGUGCCGAAGUGGAGAGAAUGGGGAAAAGGAUGUGAUUUGAGGAAGGCAGAAGAAGGAAAGUGGCAAGGGAGGAGAGAAGGGAAAGAAUGUUUUAGAAGUUUAAGUUUACUUGAGGAUAACAGACAAUUCUCCAACUCAUCUUCAUGAAGCUGAGUUAGCAUCAGAUUACGCUUCAUGUCAGUAGAAAUGGACAGCAGCAGUUUUAUUCAGUUUGAUGUGCCCGAGUACAGCAACACAGUUCUGAGCCAGUUAAAUGAACUCCGCCUUCAAGGGAAACUGUGUGACAUCAUUGUGCAUAUUCAGGGCCAGCCAUUCCGAGCCCACAAAGCUGUCCUUGCUGCCAGCUCUCCCUAUUUUCGUGACCAUUCAGCAUUAAGUACCAUGAGUGGCUUAUCCAUCUCCGUGAUUAAAAAUCCUAAUGUCUUUGAACAGUUGCUCUCAUUCUGUUACACUGGAAGAAUGUCCUUACAGUUGAAGGAUGUUGUCAGUUUCCUCACUGCUGCUAGCUUUCUUCAGAUGCAAUGUGUCAUCGAUAAGUGCACACAGAUCCUGGAGAGCAUCCACUCAAAAAUCAGCAUCGGGGAGGUCGACUCUGUUACCAUUGGUGCUGAUGAAAACUCAGAAAAUCGCAACGGAGUUAAAGAGAGCAGCUUCUUUGCCAACCCAGUAGAGAUCUCGCCUCCAUAUUGCUCUCAGGUGCGUCAGCCCACAGCUGGAAAUGAUCUACGGAUGGAGGCAACUCCAAGCAAAUCCCUGCGUGGCCGAUUACAAGAAGAAGGCCACUCAGAUCGAGGAAGCAGUGGGAGUGUCUCCGAGUAUGAGAUUCAGAUAGAGGGUGAUCAUGAACAAGGGGACUUGAUCGUGAGAGAGAGCCAGAUCACAGAGGUGAAAGUGAAAAUGGAGAAAUCAGACCGACCCAGCUGUUCAGACAGUUCUUCCUUGGGUGAUGAUGGCUACCACACUGAGAUGGUAGAUGGUGAACAAGUCGUGGCAGUGAAUGUAGGCUCCUAUGGCUCUGUGUUACAGCAUGCAUACUCCUUUUCCCAAGUAGCUUCUCAGCCAUCAAGUAUGUCAGAAACUUUUGGGAACCUGAGCAACUCCAGCCCUUCAAGGUCCAUGCUAAGUUGUUUUCGAGGGGGCCGAGCACGCCAAAAGCGCCCCUCCUCUGUCCAUCUGCACAGUGAUCUGCAGAGUUUAGUUCAAGGGUCAGAUGGUGAAGCUCUUGUAAAUAAUCCUGGGUAUGAGAAUAGUCCCCGGGAGAGGAGUGCACGAGGUCACUGGUAUCCAUACAAUGAAAGGUUGAUCUGCAUUUACUGUGGGAAAUCUUUUAACCAAAAGGGGAGCCUUGACCGGCAUAUGCGACUCCACAUGGGGAUCACCCCUUUUGUAUGUAAGUUCUGUGGUAAGAAGUACACACGAAAAGACCAGUUGGAGUACCACAUCCGGGGCCAUACUGACGAUAAGCCUUUCCGUUGUGAGAUCUGUGGGAAAUGCUUUCCCUUCCAGGGAACACUCAAUCAGCACCUGCGGAAAAAUCACCCAGGGGUAGCCGAAGUUCGAAGUCGCAUUGAGUCCCCAGAAAGAACAGAUGCAUAUGCAGAACAGAAAAUUGAGAAUGAUGCCUCCAACUCAGAGGCAGGCCUGGAUUCCAGUAUGGAAAUUCACACAGUGUCUAAUGCCCCCGACUAA
Molecule: messenger RNA, 1795 nt
Organism: Gracilinanus agilis (Agile Gracile Mouse Opossum)
Lineage: Eukaryota; Metazoa; Chordata; Mammalia; Didelphimorphia; Didelphidae
Gene: ZBTB34
Product: zinc finger and BTB domain containing 34
Exons: 4
Coding region: 281-1795 (504 amino acids)
Biological process (GO): regulation of transcription by RNA polymerase II
Molecular function (GO): RNA polymerase II cis-regulatory region sequence-specific DNA binding; DNA-binding transcription factor activity, RNA polymerase II-specific; protein binding
Source: RefSeq, a predicted model, not a curated record